AUGGUUGCAUGGGCUCUGCGCUUUUACUUGGUCGAGGACCGCUCCUGCCUGUCUGUGUCUGGUAACUUGAGCCCAGAAUUUACCGGAGCAUUGAGGCUCCAGAUCCCCCAUCGACUUCUCUUUCGAAGAUUGGUAGAAAAGGCUUUUGAGAUGGAUACCCGCACCAAGCGGCCUCUCACUGUCGAAGCUGUACAAUGGCAGUCCACCGUUCAUUCUGCAGGCCUUAGACGAUAUAAUUAUGUCCUGUCUACGGGAAAAAUAGAGGUGUCGAUUUCAGCACUCGUCUCUCAUGCAUCUAUGAAAGAUACCGAUGGAAUCCGAUUCGAGAACCCUGCUGAUGGCCAAAAUGACCAUCCCAAACCACUGGCUCAGGGCGGGCUACCACCAGAGGAAAAACUCAUCAUUUUCAUGGUUUUGAUGAGCACUCUCGACUUGGCGAAAGAAUAUCUAGACCGUGUCGCACGCUCUAGAGGCUACGUCUCAGAUACUCAACUUGCCGAUGUGGCUACAGCAUCGUCACAAACACUCAGGGAUUCCUUCCCACUUCAUAAGGGUGCCGAGUCAGUCGCGGCACUGCACCUAUGA
Molecule: messenger RNA, 585 nt
Organism: Fusarium musae
Lineage: Eukaryota; Fungi; Ascomycota; Sordariomycetes; Hypocreales; Nectriaceae
Exons: 3
Coding region: 1-585 (194 amino acids)
Source: RefSeq, a predicted model, not a curated record